Exophiala oligosperma is the source of this 576-nucleotide messenger RNA. RefSeq lists its product as uncharacterized. Gene Ontology annotation, cellular component: intracellular membrane-bounded organelle. The transcript is spliced from 3 exons. Gene Ontology annotation, biological process: protein peptidyl-prolyl isomerization; protein folding. Gene Ontology annotation, molecular function: peptidyl-prolyl cis-trans isomerase activity. NCBI's taxonomy places the organism in Eukaryota, Fungi, Ascomycota, Eurotiomycetes, Chaetothyriales, Herpotrichiellaceae. The record is from RefSeq and is a predicted model, not a curated record. Bases 1 to 576 code for a protein of 191 amino acids.
AUGGCCGCAACUCCUGUUCCUGUCCCCAAGCCAGGCGAAGGCGAACCAAUCGUCUUUUUCGACAUAACAUUGGGCGGUGAACCACUUGGCCGUAUCAAAAUGCACCUUUUCGCCAACACGGUUCCCAAAACGGCAGAAAAUUUCCGACAAUUCUGUACGGGUGAACAUAAAGUUAGCGGUCGACCUCAAGGCUACAAAGGGAGUAAAUUCCAUCGUGUGAUCAAAUCCUUCAUGAUCCAAGGAGGCGAUUUUCUACACGCAGACGGUACAGGGUCAACGUCAAUCUACCAGAACAGUUCUUUUGCGGACGAGAAUUUCAGCCACAAACACACGCGCCCGGGUUUGCUGAGCAUGGCCAAUUCCGGACCCAACACGAACGGGUGUCAGUUCUUCAUCACGUGCGCUCCCACGCCGUUCCUCGACAACAAACACGUCGUCUUUGGACAGGUGGCCGACGAAGAGAGCAUGAACGUCGUGAGGAUGAUUGAGAACACGAGGACCGCGGGCCCCGGAGGGAGGGGACAAGGUGAGAGGCCGGUCUUGGACGUCAGGGUCAGUGAGUGUGGUGAGAUGUGA